CUCCACUGCUUAAUGCUUAAUUGGUAAGCAAAGAUGCAGUUUUGCACCUUGUACUUUCCUACUUCGGUUGGAGAUAUUUCCUUUCCGAAUAUCCAAUCUGCUAUUGUAAGAAAAGCAAGGCCAUUGUUUUAGAGAGAAGCAAGUGACCAAGUCUGGUUCUUGAAUCGCUCCCCAGAGGGACCCUCUUGAGCAGGAGUCUGGAAUCUUGGAAGGGAGAGAGAGGAUUUUGCAUUGAUGGGCCUCCUGUUUUUGAUCAAUUUGGCAUUGGGUGUGAUUUGGAAAGUGGGUUCAAGUUUUAACUCUCUUUCCUUUUUAGAGUUGCAUGGGUAAGUUUCAUGUAGCUUCCUAGAAACCGCACAGGGUUGUUCUUAUCUGAGUUUGUGCUCUUCUGGCUUGUGAAGCAGACAGCGUGGUUGAGUUUUGUCUGACUUGUGUAUUGACACACUGUUUGUCUUGUUUGAUUUGAUAUCGAGAAAAAGUGACGGAGGAUUUUUUUUUAUCACUCGAGUCUUGGAAGGUAGAGAAUUUGCAUUGAUAGUCCUGCUAUUUUUGAUCAAUUUGGCUUUGGGUGUGAUUUGGAGACUGGGUUCAAGUUUUAACACUUUUUCCUUAUUAGAAUUGCAAGAAUAAGUUUCAUGUAGCUUCCUAUAAACCACAGGUUGUUUCUUAUCUGGGUUUAUGCUCUUCUGGGUUGUUAAGCAGACAGGGUGGUUGGGUUCUGUCUGACUUGUGCAUUGACACAUUUUAGGUGUUUGUUGAUUUGUUCUCAAGAAAGAGUCACAGAGGAUUUUUCAUCACUUGGGUCUUGCUCUUGCUCUGAGAAUCAUAUUUGAUUUGAUCACUCUGUACACGACAACUAGCCUAUCAACUGAGCCAUGGCUGAAAGCAUGUGUUCUGCAAUGUCGGAAACUGAUAUUCUAGCUCUAAAGGAAACUCUUCAAGCUCAACAACAACUUCUCCAAAAACUGUACAGCGAGUUGGAUGAGGAAAGAGAAGCCUCUGCUUCUGCAGCUAGUGAAACUUUAUCCAUGAUACUGCGUUUGCAAGGAGAGAAGGCUGCUGUACAGAUGGAAGCAAAUCAAUAUAGGAGAAUGGCAGAAGAAAAGAUGUCUCAUGCCGAGAAUUCUCUUUUUAUUUUUGAAGAUCUUAUAUAUCAGAAAGAAAUGGAAGUUGCAUCUCUGGAGUUUCAAGUUCAGGCUUAUAGGUGCAAAUUUCUUAGCAUGGGUUGUACUGAUUUGGGUGCCUAUGACUGUAGAUUUCCAGAGAAUAUGUUUUUGCAAAGAAGUGAUUCAUGCAAGGUGGAAACAGAUGCUAGUAGCAAUGUAAGAAGAUUGAACUCUCUGCCUCCAAUUCAACUCAAAGAUCCCCAUCUGAAGAAAAGUAAUUUAGAAAGAGAAUUAUCCCCAAUCCCAAUGUCCGAUUUGAUUCCAAAAAUAUUGAAGCAAAAUACAGAACAUGAAGUUAAUGUUCAAAACUUGGAUUUUGAGAAGAAAUCGGGAAAUUCCACUGGUGGAACCUUUGAUUCGUAUUGGAAGCAGAUCAAAAAGUUAGAUGGACGAGUGAAAGAGAUAUCGGAUUGUAAAGUUUCUGGUAGAGAUAAUUCUGCGAACUUGAAGGGUGAGUCACUGCCUUGCUCAGUACUUCCACAACUAAGCAUUGAAAAAUUACGUGCAGCGACAAGUGGAGAAAUUAUUUCUAAUUUGGAGCAAGUUAAACUUCAGGAAUAUAUACAGGAAAGGGAGUCAAUUUUUAAUUCUCCUUGCUCCUCAACUGUACAGGAUAUUUUUGAAGUCCCUCAAAGUAAUGAGAUUUGUAAAGCAUAUGAAUGUCAAAAGAGAGAGAGGAGUAAAUUGAUUUUGGAAGGUGAGAACAGGCUAGGAAAGCCAGAUUUGGUCUCUGAGGAUACCUUUGGGUUGCAUUUUAAAGAUGAAACAGACAGGACAAAGAAAAUAUUGCUAUGUGCAAACUAUGAUGACAAAUUAUUUAAAGCAAGAAAUGAAGCAAGUGUUGACUGCAAUAUGGCUCUUGUUCAACCGACAACAAGUGCUGCUGAAUCUCAAGCAGAGAUUCAACAGUUGUGUCAGAGAAUAGAGCAGCUUGAGAGAGAGAGAAAUUAUCCUAGGCAAGAAAUUAGUGAGGUAGGGGAAGAGGAGUUGAAGUUGUUAAAGGAGAUACAUGAGCAAAUUAAUACGAUACAGACCGAGUUAAGAAGUUGGAGAACUAAGAAAUCCCCUCCACAAGAUGCACAGUCCCUAGAUAUUCUUGCUGAGGCAAUGCUAUACUUUUGGCUUUAAGAAAUCAAUUGGCACCAGUCAGAUGAAAACUUCCACGCAUCAUUGCAGACAUGCUUGACACAAAGGAUCGAGUAAGAGUAUCUUUGAUCUUUCCAACAAAUAGUGUGAACAAACAAUUGUAGGUUCUUGUUUUUUAUUUGAAUGUCUUUGAGGGAAAUUUUUUUUGUCUUCUGAACUUGAGACUUAGGUUGUAAGUAACAUAUAUACCUUUCUGUAUUUGGAGAGUGCUUUGUUUUCAAGAUGUAUAGAGUGUUUUCUCUUUUAUACCCAAUGAAAAUAGUUGUAUUGGACAUCACUGAACGAAAUCUUUUCUCAAA
Messenger RNA from Alnus glutinosa, 2611 nucleotides. RefSeq lists its product as uncharacterized. Bases 876 to 2294 code for a protein of 472 amino acids. The transcript is spliced from 3 exons. NCBI's taxonomy places the organism in Eukaryota, Viridiplantae, Streptophyta, Magnoliopsida, Fagales, Betulaceae. The record is from RefSeq and is a predicted model, not a curated record.